Heterobilharzia americana is the source of this 549-nucleotide messenger RNA. The record is from the annotation of a GenBank genome assembly. Lineage: Eukaryota; Metazoa; Platyhelminthes; Trematoda; Strigeidida; Schistosomatidae.
AUGGAACCAUUUGUCCAAGUAUUCUUCGCUAUCGAUAAAGAUGGAACCGAAGUAAUCUCAGUUGAUGAACUGAAAGCAUAUGUUGCCAAGAACAAUCUUGAUACUCAAAUGAUUUCGAAAUGGCAACAGUUAUUUGAUCCCGAUAAAACUGGAAAGAUAACGUUUCCUAAAUUUUGUGAAGUAUUGGGUUUGAGUCCUGCACAAGCAGUUGCCAUGAAAACACAACAACAAUCAGCUAGUCUUAAACUUCAUCCUGAUAUCAUUGUCAUCUAUGAACAACUUCCAUUACAGAAGCAAGUUGAAAUUAGUAAUAAGACACUUGAACUACUCCAUUCAUCACCAAAGAAACUUGAUGAAAAAGAACAAGCCAUCCAAUUGAAGGAAUGGUUAGAUAAGGUAUAUGGGAAAGCAUGGCAUGUAGUCAUAGUCAAAGGUUCAUUUUGGAGUAGUUAUUCGCAUAGUGCAAAUAAGUGUUUCAUGUAUCGUACUGGUGAAUAUUCCUAUCUUGUUUGGAGAACACCAGAUGAAGAAAUUACCGCUGAUAAAUGA